AUGUUAUCCCGAGUACAGAGAUCCGGCGGAAGCAGAUCCCGAACGGGAUGUCGCACCUGCCGCGCCCGCCAUGUCAAAUGCGACGAAACCCCCGGUGCCUGCAAGAAGUGCACAUCCACUGGGCGACGCUGUGACUAUGACCUCCAGCGUUUGCCGCAUAAAAGGAAGCCCGUCCAGCCCAAUCAGCUCGCCCUGCCAGAGCUCACCGACGGAUUCCAAUGGUCCAUAACUUCGGACGAGGGCCGGUGUUUCUCCCACUUCCAGUUCCACACCCUCCCCAAUCUCCUGGAACUAAGCAAUUUUGUCUUAUGGCAAAAUCUGGUCCUGCAAAUAAGUUAUACGGAGCCAGCGGUGUACCAUGCUGCAGUUUCUCUAAGUGCGGCCCAUCAGAACGCAGAGAUCUAUGGAAUUCCUUUACCUGGACAGGAUAUAAAUACAGCCUGGUAUCGAUUUGCAGUACAACAGUCGAGUUAA
Messenger RNA from Aspergillus tanneri, 474 nucleotides. RefSeq names its product Zn(II)2Cys6 transcription factor domain-containing protein. Lineage: Eukaryota; Fungi; Ascomycota; Eurotiomycetes; Eurotiales; Aspergillaceae. The record is from RefSeq and is a predicted model, not a curated record. Gene Ontology annotation, molecular function: DNA-binding transcription factor activity, RNA polymerase II-specific; zinc ion binding. The transcript has 3 exons. Gene Ontology annotation, biological process: regulation of DNA-templated transcription. The coding region runs from base 1 to 474 and encodes 157 amino acids.